AUGUAUAUUUGCAGAUCCUACAGCACGGAAAAAUCAAAGGAGACCAAAUCGUCGACGUCAUCGACAUCAUCGCGCGAUAAUUUAUUCGCACGAAUCGAAGAGCGUCGCAUACGGGUAUACUCGCGCUCACGCUCCAGGAAUCGUUCACGAUCUCGCAGUUCCUCUCGAACGCCGUUACGCAGUGCACGUUAUCGUGAUGCGUCGCCGAAAAGACAUCGCGAGUACAGAAGCGGCCGUUUAAGUCGCUCUCGUUCACCACCACGUGACCACUACAGAUCGAGAUUUCGAGACGGACGUGAAGAUGCCCGCCCCUGCAGAUGCGUUGGCAUCUUUGGAAUGAACGUCGAUACUUCGGAACGGGAUUUGGAGAACAUUUUUGGCGAAUUUGGAGAAAUUGACUACAUAAAAAUUGUUCGUGAUCAUGUAACGGGAAGAAGCCGCGGGUUUGGUUUUGUCUACUACCAUAGAACGCGGGACGCUGCAGCGGCCAAAGCAGAGCUCAAAGACGCACGUAUCGACGGAAUGAGAGUUCGAGUAGACUUCUCCGUCACCAAUGGUUCUCCAUUUUAUCGAGGAGGGAUAAGUGGACGCACACGAAGGCUAUCUGAUUCCUCACGGUGA
Messenger RNA from Ostertagia ostertagi, 621 nucleotides. The record is from the annotation of a GenBank genome assembly. Lineage: Eukaryota; Metazoa; Nematoda; Chromadorea; Rhabditida; Trichostrongylidae.